AUGCGGUUCAGGACGCGCAUUUCCAACGUCGCUUUAUUACACAAAAUCGUCCGUUCCCUCGCUGCGCUCGCCAAGGUAUGCGUCGUGCGCCUGAGUCCAGAUUCGGUGCAUUUCAUCGUACCGGGGAACGAGGGGAGAGACGGCGUGCAGGUGUGGUCCCAAGUCAAAGUGCCCACGCUCUUCGACCACUUCCGCAUCGAGUCGAACAACAACAAUGAGAUCUGGCUCGAGGUCAACCUCGACGCGCUGCUCAAGGUCUUGCGCAGCGCCGACACUUCCAGCGGGAUUGCGAACGGUGGGCGCGGCGGCAACACCACCCUGUCGGAUGCAGACGUGAUGGUCAAGCUCAACAAGCUCGACGGCCGGCCUGUGUGGACUUUUGAGAUAUCCGGAAGAACUCCUCAAGGCAAUCCAAUCACCAUUACGCACAACGUUACCGUCCACAUCAUCUCGUCGCGGCGGCAAAAGGAACUUACUGAGCCGUUGUGUCCGCCUCCAGAUCUCAAAACAAUCGUCUCGCGCCUUGGACACCUCGCGGAGGACGUCACUCUCGCUGCCAACCAUAAUGGGCAGCUGGACCUGCGCGUCAAGGCGAACGGCGUCCAGAUGAGCACGACCUGGAACAAUCUCCGUAUCCCAACUACUGCCGACGCCGAGGAUACAGAUCCUCAUCCACCAGAACAGAUGUUCAGCACUACCAUCUCCAUCCGCGGGUUCCAGAAGUUCCUGACAAGCCAUUAUGUCAGCGGUGUGGCCAUUGCCUGCAUCUGUGAAGGUCACUGCGUGAUCGCGUAUGUCUACAUCGGAGGCGAGAUUGACGAGGCUGGAGGUGUCCUAACGUUCUUCCUCCCAGCAAAGAACGUCGACUGA
Molecule: messenger RNA, 870 nt
Organism: Cutaneotrichosporon cavernicola
Lineage: Eukaryota; Fungi; Basidiomycota; Tremellomycetes; Trichosporonales; Trichosporonaceae
Gene: hus1
Exons: 11
Coding region: 1-870 (289 amino acids)
Biological process (GO): meiotic DNA integrity checkpoint signaling; mitotic intra-S DNA damage checkpoint signaling; nucleotide-excision repair
Cellular component (GO): nucleolus; checkpoint clamp complex; site of double-strand break
Source: RefSeq, a predicted model, not a curated record